AUGGCACAACCAGAUCUAAAACUCAUAACGACAGCACUCGCGGCCCCUCCGUUCUCCAGGACUUACAGCGUCAUCCAGCUUCACGAUGAAGUACCCGUCAUUCAGCUCAUGCAACUCAUUGCAGAUGCAAUGGCCGCCAUUGAUGAAGGCAGUCCGUUGAAAGGUGCGGCUCCGCUCGAUAUGCAGAACGAGGUGCCGGAGGAAGCCGUAGGGAAGAUUGCAAACUUUCUCCUGCUUCUGAAGUGGAAGGAUAUCGGUGACAUAGAAACGUUAUGUCAGAAACUAUUAGACGGCGAUCGCACGACCAUCCUCCGGAUCCUUCAUUUCCUGCUAAAAGACCUCAACCUCCACAAAAAGCGCGCCUAUCUGGCUCCUUUUCUCGGUGCAAUUGAUAUUCCGGCCGAGUUCAGCCACGACCCAGCAACUGCAGAGCUACUCCGACAGGUGGAAGAGCUGCAGGAGCAGUUUAAGGAGGUUCAUAAGACGGUGGAUGGGAUUAGGGGAGCGGGAACAAAUGCGGCGACUGUGAAGAAAGAGAUCCAGCAACUGGAGGACGAAAAGCAGCAGGUGCACAGCAAAAUCACCAACCUGCGGAAGAGAGUUGAGGAUAUCCCAGAACAUGAGCAAUGGCUGGAUGCAGCGAAAAAGCUGCGGGUGGAACAGCAGGAGGACUACCAGAUUGCUGAGAGGAUAAAAGAACAGAGAAGCCAGAUCCAACAGGCCGAAUCGCGCUUAGCACAGGCACAACAGGAACUCAGAGAUGCUAGGAAUGCAGGAGCAAGCGGCGGGCCGGAAGCCCUGUUUGCCAAGAUGGAAGAGGACAACAAGAUGAACAAGUAUCUAGCGACGGAGAAUUUGCCAAAGCAACUGGAAGACGCCCGGCAGCACUACCAACAACUUCAAAAAGUCCUCACCGAACCCACACUAGGUCCGCAUGAACUAGGCGAACUGGAAUCCGAAAUCAAGAAUUUGAACGAAACCAUCGCUAAACUGGCCGAGCAACGGCUGGCAAAAACUACCAAAGGCGACGAUAAGCUGAGCCUGUUCCGCCAACAAGCCGCCAUCAUCCUUCGCAAGAAGGAAGGAACGACGGUGCGGUUGAGCGCUGUUACGGAGGAGGUCAACAAGCUAACUGCAGAACUUGAGAAGAAGAAGGAGGCGUCCGAGGCCCAGGGGACCAAAAUGCCAAAAGGAGAAGAGUUCAGAAAGUACGUAACGGAUCUCCGCACAAAGUCGACAGUGUACAAGAAGAAGAAGGGGGAUAUAUCCGCUAUCACGGCCGAGUUUGGGAUCUUGCAGAGGACGGAGGAGAUCUUGAUGAACAAGCAGAAAGGGAUGGAAGACUCCCUCACAGCGCUUGAGAAACGGCAUGGGGUUGCUGGGUAUCACGCAGCGCAGGAGACCUUAGAGAAGGUAUCCGAGCGCAAAGCAGAAGUCGACGAAGCCAAAGGUCGCACGCUCGAGGAGAUAUCGGCAAUCAUAACGAAGCUUACGAAUGACAUCAAUGACAAGAAGACCGUCUUGGCACCAGUGAUACAGGAGCUCCGCACGCUCCGGCAAGAAUCGCAAGAGCUGGAGAGCGACUACACGGAGAAGAAGCGGCUGUACGAUGCUACCAUGGUCGGGCUCGAGAGCGAAUCCCACUCCCUCUCCACAACCCUCAAAACCCUCCACUCCGACAUCCACCUCACCACCUCGCGCUACCACUACCUGCACAUGCACACCUCCCUCCUCGACACCUCGCUUGACCGCGUGAUGCAGGAGAUGAAAUCGUACAUCGGCGGCGACGAGCAGCUCGAGCAGACGCAGAAACAUCGCGGGUUUAAGACGUGGAGGGAGAUGUAUGGGAAGAGGGUUGCGGAGGGGGAGACGUUGGGAAGGGCGUUGAGAGAGCAGCAGAGGGAGGUUAAGGCAAAGCAUGAGCCAAACGUGAAGCAGCUGGCCAUGUUUCAGGAUAUCAAGAAGCUAUUGGCGUUGAAGAUCGCGCACAACAAGAAGGUGCUGGGUGGAGAGUUCAAGAAGGAUCAGCCUAUGCGCCAUGUUACGCAAGACCGAUUGGUGUUGUGA
Fimicolochytrium jonesii is the source of this 2067-nucleotide messenger RNA. RefSeq lists its product as uncharacterized. The coding region runs from base 1 to 2067 and encodes 688 amino acids. The transcript has 15 exons. NCBI's taxonomy places the organism in Eukaryota, Fungi, Chytridiomycota, Chytridiomycetes, Spizellomycetales, Powellomycetaceae. Gene Ontology annotation, biological process: cilium assembly; intraciliary transport. The record is from RefSeq and is a predicted model, not a curated record. Gene Ontology annotation, molecular function: tubulin binding. Gene Ontology annotation, cellular component: intraciliary transport particle B; centrosome; cilium.